Messenger RNA from Raphanus sativus (radish), 840 nucleotides. RefSeq names its product cysteine-rich receptor-like protein kinase 34. The record is from RefSeq and is a predicted model, not a curated record. Gene Ontology annotation, molecular function: ATP binding; protein kinase activity. The transcript is spliced from 3 exons. Bases 16 to 771 code for a protein of 251 amino acids. Gene Ontology annotation, biological process: protein phosphorylation. NCBI's taxonomy places the organism in Eukaryota, Viridiplantae, Streptophyta, Magnoliopsida, Brassicales, Brassicaceae.
UUCUGAGUGCUAUUAAUGCUAAUGAUAUCAUAUGUAUGCAAUGAUCAUGAAGAUCCUGCAAAACAAAGUGAACUAGACUGGACAAGACGUUACAACAUUAUUGGAGGGAUUUCUCGAGGCAUCCUAUAUCUUCAUCAAGAUUCACGGCUUACAAUCAUACACCGUGAUCUCAAAGCGAAUAACAUUCUCUUAGAUACUUAUAUGAAUCCCAAGAUUGCAGAUUUUGGCAUGGCAAGGAUUUUUGGAGUUGAUCAAAGUCAAGCCGACACUAGACGAAUUGUUGGAACAUAUGGUUAUAUGUCUCCAGAAUACGCUAUGCGUGGCCAUUUCUCCAUGAAAUCUGAUGUCUAUAGCUUUGGAAUUUUGAUUCUAGAAGUAAUAAGUGGCAGAAAAAUUAGCAGUUUCUACGACACUGGUGCCUCUGGUGGCAAUUUGGUCGUACAUGCUUGGAGGCUUUGGAGAAAUGGAUCGCAGUUAGAACUCAUAGAUCCUACAAUAGGAGAGAGUUAUCAAAACAGUGAGGCUAUUAAAUGCAUCCAUAUCGCACUAUUAUGUGUUCAAGAAGAUCCUGCAGAUCGUCCAUUGUUGCCCGCAAUCAUUGUGAUGCUCACUAGUAGCACAGCUACUUUACCUGUGCCUCGAUCACCAGGAUUUUGCCUCCCAAGCAGGCAUGAACUAGACGCUGAUGGCUUGGAGUCUACCCAAUCCACAAGCAGGUCUAUUACUGGUUCUACCAAUGAUGCAUCGGUUACAGAUUUCUAUCCACGUUGAAAAAUAUUUUUUUUCUUGAUAUUUUAAAUGUAGUGAAUCUAAUAGAAAUGGAUAUCAACAUAUUCUCUA